Molecule: messenger RNA, 994 nt
Organism: Puntigrus tetrazona (Sumatra barb)
Lineage: Eukaryota; Metazoa; Chordata; Actinopteri; Cypriniformes; Cyprinidae
Gene: rfxank
Product: regulatory factor X-associated ankyrin-containing protein
Exons: 8
Coding region: 253-864 (203 amino acids)
Biological process (GO): regulation of transcription by RNA polymerase II
Cellular component (GO): nucleus
Molecular function (GO): protein binding
Source: RefSeq, a predicted model, not a curated record
UAUUCCAACUCUAAUUGUUGAAAAAGACGCAGUUAAUUUUGCAGCCAAAAGUGAAGUAUACAUUAUGAGAAAAGCACCGUUUCUUAGGACAUCGUUUAUUAGACUUUGAGUGCGCGCGAGUUCAGUGCACUUGCGAGACUUCUAUUUCAGUUUCACUUUUGCAGCCGAAUCAGGAAACAAAAGCGGCGUAUACGAUCACACGAACCCGUGAAGUUUAAGAUCAUGUAAACAAUCGAAGCAGGUGUGACGACUAUGGAAAACCGAAAUGAUGAGAAUGCUGUAAACCACUCGACAACUCUGACAAACAAACAGCGGGGGAAUGAAGUCACAGUCCGACCCGCCACUUUAGACAACCUCUCAAUUCAUCAGCUGGCAGCCCAUGGAGAGAUUUCACAACUGGAAUUACAUUUAUCCAAAGACAGCUCUCUACUUAACUGUCAGGAUGAGCGAGGUUUCACACCACUAAUGUGGGCUGCUGCUUUUGGAGAGAUAAUGAUGGUGGAGUUCCUCCUUCAGAAGGGAGCCGAUCCGAGAACACUUGCUAGAGAACGAGAAAGUGCCUUGUCUUUGGCCAGCGCCGGAGGAUUUGCAGAUAUUGUUAAUGUUCUCCUACAAAACGGUGUCGAUAUUGAUUCCUAUGACUGGAACGGUGGGACCCCUCUUCUGUAUGCAGUACGUGGGAAUCACACGAAAUGUGUCGAAGCUCUCUUGAGAUGCGGGGCGGAUAUCACGUUUGAGGCAGACUCCGGCUACAGUCCUGUUGCUCUCGCUGUUGCAUUGGGCCACAAAAAAGUGCAAAAACUGCUUGAAGAUCACGUUUUGAAGCUCUUUCGGGAACCGGUUUCUGUGUCUGGAAACACAUGAAGCAGAGGGCCGCUCGUACUAGACCUUAUAAUAAUCUUGCGUAUAUUUUAUAGCUUUAUUUUGACACGAGAGAUGUAACAAACAAUCAGUUUUUCUAUCGUUUUUAAUUAAAAACACUUUUUUUUACAAA